Molecule: messenger RNA, 4676 nt
Organism: Haliotis rufescens (red abalone)
Lineage: Eukaryota; Metazoa; Mollusca; Gastropoda; Lepetellida; Haliotidae
Product: C-C chemokine receptor type 1-like
Exons: 2
Coding region: 1269-2423 (384 amino acids)
Biological process (GO): G protein-coupled receptor signaling pathway
Cellular component (GO): plasma membrane
Molecular function (GO): G protein-coupled receptor activity
Source: RefSeq, a predicted model, not a curated record
UGCGAACCUCUUCUGUAGCAGCCGCCUGCAAUAGAGGAGGACAAUGCAAGUGAUGGGUGGCGAUGUCCCCGUCUUUCCUGUUUGAACAGCCAACGGAGCAGACUCUGUCAGAUCCAGCAUUGCUAAGACAUGGGACACGAGACCCUAACAACCAAUGACGUCAGGAUUCUGAAGAAGGAAGUUAAGUAACCACGCCCCUUCCAAGACAGCGCUAAUCACAUGCUCGGACACAAUGUGGUAUCCAUAAUGCAAGUGGCAUUGUUGUUUUGACAGACUAUUUAAUAACAUUACUCAUGAGAGCUGAGUUACCUCUCAUGUGACGCUCAUUAGUUCACCAAGGAAUUGAUUGUCCUGCAAUCAGGGCGCCUGGACCAGUCUCGCUAGCCUGGAGAUAAAUAUCAAGUCGAUAUCCUUUCCAUUAGACUCGAAAUUAGAGAAGGUGUUUACACCUAAACAAUGCUAUUUGUAGCAAUGUGUAGACAGUUUUGAGUUAUUUUGUCACAGUAUUCAAUCAACAAAUAUAUUUCUCAACUACACGGUUGCACACGAGAACUUCACUGCUACAGAAACAGCAUGUCUGAAUUGACAUCCUGGCAACCGUUUCUCGUUAUAUCUCGUAAUGUCUCUUUUUCGAUGGGUUAUAUCAUCUUUCUGACAAAACUCCUAAAUCAAGCGCAUUACACCUUAAAACGCUAGUAGCAUUAAACUUGACUAUUCAGAGAGGUGCCAUAUAUCGUCUGCGACGGCGAGCGUGCUACCUCUAUCAGUUUUGGUUAAAGAAAGUAUUCGCUAUGGAAUAUUGGCAUGCCGGCACGUCUUUACGGUUAUACAAAGUGAGAGAGUCCUAUUCAUGUGUCAACUACUUUCUCGAACAAGUAAUGGACAGUGAGAUCGAAGGUUUGACUGACAGUUAUCUAACCUCUUCCAAAAUGAAGAGCGCUGAGAUACCCCAUGUGCUUGGGUAAUGAGCACCAUUAUGCUGAAACUGCCUUAUGCCGGAAAUUGUGGAACGUUGAUUGCGAUUGAUCCUUGGGGAAUCUGUUCCCCAUUGUCAGAAUAACGAGGCCAAUCAUUCAAGUGGCUGAGAAUUAUCAAUAUCAUAUCAGGUUUUCUGAAUCGGACGAACACAAUAUAACCUGAAAUCUAUUUGAUGACGUCUAUUGGAGCCCCAUGACAUGUGUCUACCUGCACUGUGACAUUUCCGGAACAUUUUAUGAUAAGGGCUGAUCUUGCACACCAUUUGAAACCAAGCAGACACGCCAGCGACAAUGACCACGACAGCUGACGCCACGAUCACAUCAGCACCGACCGAAGACUACACCCAGUAUCCCGAAUACAAGGCUAGUAGACUGGUGUGGUCCAUCUUCCCACCCAUUCUAAUAUUCUUCGGCACAAUCGGUAACAUGAUGUCCAUUGUAGUCCUCAACAGGAAGCCCAUGCGAGAGUCAACGGUGUCCAUCUACCUCACUGCCUUGUCUGUUAUGGAUAUGUUGGUCCUCUAUACUGGUCUGAUGCGGCAAUGGCUGCGUGUGGUCAUCGAACUGGACGUCCGGGUCAUCAGCGAGAUGUCCUGCAAGAUCCACAUCUGGUUGGUGUACUUCACCCUCGACAUGUCAGUCUGGCUUCUCGUCUCAGUCACCAUCGAGAGAUGUGUGUCUGUGAUGUUUCCAUACACAGUGAAACAAUACUAUACACGAUGUACAGCACUGGUCAACAUUGCAGUCAUUGCUGUGUUGUUGUUGGCGCUCAACUCGCACUACUUGUACGGUCUUGGUGAUGUGCAGACGACGACAGAUGGCGAAAGAACCAUCGAGCGCUGUGUAUCACUUUGGAAUGGUUACGAACAAUUCGAGUUUCAGGUCUGGCCAUGGAUUGACCUGUGCGUGUUUUCUCUUAUACCACUGAUCGUCCUCAUCAUUGCAAACAUCUCCAUCAUCCAAAAAAUUCUGACCAGGAGAAGGAAUGCUCGGCGAAUAAAUCCCGUGGUUUCGACAAUAACAUCAGAACAAAAGCGGUAUCAAGACAAGAAGACGUCCUCCAUGACGAUAAUGCUUCUGGUUCUGAACUUAGUAUUCUUCGUGUGUACCACGCCCAUCAGCGUGUAUCUCAUUGGGGAACCCUACUGGUUGGACGAUCUUACACCACGCCAAGAAGCAGUUUUGUCCCUUGUUUGGGCAAUCGCAAACAUGCUUCAGUAUACGAACAAUUCAAUUAACUUUCUAUUAUAUUGCAUCAGUGGUUCUCGCUUCAGGAACACAUUAAAGGAUCUGUUUCAGCGUCGAAAUAGAGUCCGUCCUAGCAAUUCCAUGACAAUGCUGCGGAACAGUCAAAGAGAGGCUGGCGCAAGCGGCAACGGGGGCGGAGGCAACAUGUGCAAUGGUGGUAACGAAAAUGGAACCAGUCCAAAUACUCUUCAUGUAUGAAGACACGAAAAACUAUACGAAAAGUAAUGAAACUAUAUAUAGUGGUAUUACGAUUGUUUUAACAAGGGACAUGGAAAUGCCAUUUAACCAUGCCUCUACAAACAUGCCGUUUAUAGAUAACCUCGUUAUAACGUCAAAAACAUAUUUUCUCUUCCUUAAACUUUGGCAACCACUGAAUAUUUCUAGGCCUUGUCCGAAAUACUUUCACCAGUAUUCUAUUUCUAGAAGUACUCUCGUAACGGGUUCGUUCGAAAACUCAUCCUGUCCAGUGCCAAGGCACACACAUACAACUUCGAACAGCGGUAGACUGAAAAUAAAUAAAAAAGGCAUCGAGUAUGUUUUUUCGCGGCAUUUAGCAAUAUUCCAGCAAAAUCACAGCGAGGCACCCAAGAAAUGGGCUUCAGACAAAGUACCAAUGUGGGGAAUCGAAGCCGGACCUUCGGCGUGACUAACGAACACGUCAACCACUAGGCUACCCCACCAGCCACUGAAAUAAGAGGGGAAAACAAUAUGUUGUUAGUCUAAUGUUAUUGUAUGGGUCUGUGAACAAGAGAUAGUAUAAUACGGUCUGUAUUAUCAUAUUGAAUAAUAUAUUUAUCAUUAUGUUUAUAACGUCCAAACUAGUCUGGUGAAACAAUGGCGUUAUUGCGAGGUAAAAUGAAGUUAUUCAAAACAUGAUAUAUUCCCGUCUUGUUUCAAUAUUAGGUUUAAAUUAUUAUUGUCAGUAUGUCUUAUAUACGUCAACAACGAAAUCAGGUCAUAGCGAACACUUUAUUAUCAAAUCUAGAAAUAUUAUAUUUUCCUAUUGAAUUAUUUUGAAAACCGUUGAAACUGUUCAGUGAUAUUAUAUGGAAUGUACUGUGUUGACUUAUAACUCUCUAUUAUCGGUAUAAGUUGUAUUAAUGACCGCUUCUUUGUUAUAUCAAAUGUUUUGAAUUUUUGAAUGUAUUUCGCCAGCAAUGUGUUUGGAUUAUCUAUGUAUAUUUAACUCUUAAUACCUUAUAUUACACUUAUAACACUUUAUUAUCAAAUCUAGAAAUAUUAUAUUUUCCUAUUGAAUUAUUUUAAAAACCGUUGAAACUGUUCAGUGAUAUUAUAUGGAAUGUACUGUGUUGAUUAAUAACUCUCUAUUAUCGGUAUAAGUUGUAAUAAUGACCGCUUCUUUGUUGUGUCAAAUGUUUUGCAUUUUUUAAUUGUAUUUCGCCAGCAACGUGUUUGGAUUAUCUAUGUAAAUUUAACUCUUAAUACCUUAUAUUAUACUUAUAACACUUUAUUAUCAAAUCUAGAAAUAUUAUAUUUUCCUAUUGAAUUAUUUUAAAAACCGUUGAAACUGUUCAGUGAUAUUAUAUGGAAUGUACUGUGUUGACUAAUAACUCUCUAUUAUCGGUAUAAGUUGUAUUAAUGACCGCUUCUUUGUUGUGUCAAAUGUUUGCAUUUUUGAAUGUAUUUCGCCAGCAAUGUGUUUGGAUUAUCUAUGUAUAUUUAACUCUUAAUACCUUAUAUUAGGUUUGCAGAUCAAACAAGCAAUAAUUUUCAUGUGAUGUUAGAUGCGAUACUUUUGACAUCAACCAUCCAAAGUUAAUAAUUAUAAAGGAAAUUGUAACUUUUUAUAUCCCUUUUUCGUCAAUCAAGGCUGGCCGGUAUGAGGCUAAAGACAAUCAUGUCCCGGUGGAUCAUGGUAUAUCGGGAGUGCACGUGCACCGUUAGAAUGCCAAGUCUGAAACUACUUGCAUAAUUCUAUGAACUAUCAUCGAUUGAUCGCGUAUCGCUGUUAUGUGAUGAAUCAACAAAAUGAUAGAACCACGCACUUCACCUUAUAAUGAAUGCAUUCAUUCAUAGUUCGGAAGCUGCAACAUUUUGAUUGUAGUGAUCCAUUUUGUCUCGUGUUCAUGUUGUGUCUAUGUAAACCCUUAAGGUGUGCAUUAAGGUAAACUGUUGUGUAUUGUGAUGUGUGGCACAACAGCAAUGAUCGGUUUGAUCAUGUUUAAAUAUAUCAAAACGUCCACGUCAGAAAAUAAUCAGGCUCGAAUAUUUGCCCAUACAUUUUCCAUGGGGCGCAAAAGUUAACGUAAUAUGAAGGAAUCACUAAACAACCAGUGACGACGCCAGGUGUUCGGCAAACAUGUGUAUGUUCAUUAAUAUGCAGUGAUGAUGUAUGUUACGUAGAAACCUUUUCUUUACCCUUUUAUGACCAUUCUGACAAAAAAGUAUAUUUUAAUGUGGCCUUAAAGAACAUAUGAAUUGUUCAUGAAC